AAAUUGUCCUUAUUUAUUCUAAAUUUUGAUUUGUUUGUUUGAAACUUUGAAUUUUACCUUUAAUUAUGGUUUUACUGUUGUCAUUACUUCUUGUAAGCCACCCAGAGGGCCUGCUGGCUAUGGGUGCAGCAUAUAAAUAUAAUGAGUGAAUGAAUGAAUGAAACUGGCAUGUUGAUAUAGUCACUCCAUAACUUCAAUCCAGCAUUAAAUCUGGGUUUUAGUCUCCAUUCAGCAAUGAAGCUCACACGGUAACUUUAAGCCAGACACAGACAUGCAGCCCAACCUACCUCACAGGGUUGUUGUUAUGAAGAUAAAAUGGAACUCCUUGCAAGAGGCAAAAUGGCGGGAUAGGAAUGCAAUGCAGUGUAACAACAACAACAAAUAUUAUGCCAUGCUGGAUAUUACAAUGUCAUCUUGGUAUACCUGUUGGUGUGUGCGUGGACUGAUGUUUCUACCUAUGAGCUGUUAACCACGUUUCAAUUGGUGCCUCUGUGCAUGUGCAUGGAGGAGGGGGGCAUUGCAAGGGAACACCCUAGCGAUUGUUGCCUGAUGGGAAUGACUGUUGUUUACUUAGUCGUCUCCUUCAGCCUGCUGCUUAAUAUGCUCCCAGUGCUGCUUGGGGAAGCUCAGUAUAAGCAGCCAUGUUAACUGGACCAUAGGAAUGCCUUACAUAGUAUGAAUUUUGGCUUGCAUUUAUUUGUCAUGUACCUCAAUCCUAUGCAUGCUUAGUAAAAAAGGAAGGAAGGAAGGAAUUAAAGAAAGAUUCCCACUAAUUGCGCUGGAGCGUACUUCCAAAUAGUUAUUUUACAUGUGGAUUUCUUUCAAUGGCUCUUCCCAAAAUAAACAAACCUAAGACUUUGCAGAAUGCUUUACUGACUGCUAUAUCAAAUGGUCGCAUACUGAAAGUUUCAUAUUUUCUUCCAUGCUGUGUCAAACGAGUGAAAAAGUCAAGUUUUAUUACAAUUAAGUGGAUUUUUUUUAAAUCAUGCAAAAACAGGAUUUUGCGGCUGAUGACCUCUCCUGCUCCCAACUCUCGCGGGGAUGAAGGGGAGCCCUCGCUCCGCAAAGAAAUAAACUGCUUUCACAUACGAUAAUGUAUGAAUAAAGUGUCUGAUCGUUCCAGAUUGACUCUUAAACGAGGGACCGAUGAAUAGGCGCAAACUUUGCUGCCUGUUGCCUAUAAUUUCAAAGGCUCAAGGUUAGUUCCCCUCCAUAGGAAGAGGAAAUUACAAUGAAAAGUCAAGAUCCAAGCGGGCAGUUUUAGCUUUCGGAAUGUGGAGGAGGCGAGGACGGCGAGCACAGUAAGACUCCAGCGGGGCAGCCGGUGCUGCUUUGGUGGAAAUGAUGUUCUUCCGUGCCAUUUUACUGGCACAUUCAGCCUGCUAAAUUCUCUCCCUGUGCGUGAGUGAUCGCCCCUCAAGGGAGCAAGCGCGAGAAGGAGUCUCCGGUCUCCAAAGCCAAGUGAGAGGCUUCCUCGUCUUGGCUUCGGUACCGACUUGAGACAAGGCCUUUGAUUGCAUUUGGCCCUACCCAGGAGAGGAACACGGGGAGGUAUUUGCGACAUCACAUUUAAAAAGGCCCCACGAAAAAGUGAUACUGGGCGAAGUGAGGAAAGGAGCAAGAACACGCACACAGAGAGCGCCUUCCCCCUCCUUCCAGGGAGGCGGAUCUCCGGGUAUUUGAUCUCUGCGAUCUCGCCCCUCCUCCGCAUCCUAAACCGAUUCCGAGGCGCUCUCUCUCGCCUGGCAGCACCGAGCACGGGGAAGUGUGUGUGUGUGAAAGAGGGAGAGGGAGAGAGAGAGAGAGAGAGGAGGAAAGGAAAAGGAAGCCCAGAAAGUGAACCAGCGUCUUUUCCUCGUCCUCGCCAGCCCCGUCUCCUUCCUUACAUUAUGCUCGUGAUUUCGACUCUCCGCGCUCGAGUGUUUCUGCUCCUCCCGAUCAACUCUCGAGAGCGGAUAGUUGCGGAACCCCGGGGAAAUAAAUUGCAUGAGAGUGAUCCUCACGUUUAAUAAAAGUGAAGUUGUGGGAGGAGAGGAGGAGGAGGAGAAGGUGUGGGAGCAGGAGGAGGGGGAGGGGGGCAGCCGCAGAGGAAAAGCUCUCUGAAGUUUGGCUCCAAUUCACCUCCCCUCCCCUCCCCACCUCCCCCAGCAGCAAGAAGGCGAACGAAGGACUCACUUUAAAAAAAAAAAAAAAAGGUGGGGGGUGGAAAGGCUGAUCGCUGCAACGAAGCGGCACAAACCACCAUGCAGCUUGUGUUAUGGGCUGUGGGAUUAAGCACGCUAUUCUUGCAAGACUUCUUGAACGUAGCCGGUGCAACCGCAGCAGCAGCAACAGCAGCAAGGAAGCAGGGUUUGCAUCUGAGACAAGCUCAUCUGCUGGAGACACUGAGUGAGUACGAGGUCGUGACUCCAACCCGGGUGAAUGAGUUUGGAGAGCCCUUUCCUGCCAAGGUGCACUUUCAAAGGAAGAAACGAAGCCUUCAUCUGGACAUUGAGCCCUGGGGCCCGGACGCUACCUCCUCCUCUAUCAACAGUACCACCCAAGCACACUACAAGCUCACAGCCUUUGGGCAACACUUUGUUUUCAAUCUUACAGCCCAUUCGGGAUUUAUUGCCCCUCUUUUCACUGUCAGCUUCCUUGGAGAACCUAAGAUUAACCAAACAAACUUUUACACUGAGGAGGAAAGUGAUAUUAAGCACUGUUUUUAUAAAGGACAUGUCAAUACGGAGCCACAACACACUGCAGUCAUCAGCCUCUGUUCUGGGAUGCUAGGUACAUUCAGGUCUCAUGAUGGCGAGUAUUUUGUAGAGCCACUGUUUCCACCUGACCAGCAAGAGUAUGAAGAGGAGCAUAAAAAGCCACAUGUGGUCUACAGACAUACUAUGCCUCCAGCAUUCCUGCCAAGGGACAAGCAGACAUGUGACACUUCAGGGCAUUCAAAAAAUCACAGAAAGUUCAAAAGCCGAAGCAAGACAAAACAGUGGCCCCUUACUAGCAUAUUAUCUGAUGUAGAGGCGCUGAAACGUAGCUUAGCCUCAGAGCGAUUUCUUGAAUUCAGUAAAAACAAAACUGGCAAUGAAUGGGGAACAAACUCUCACAGAAGAACCAAGCGAUUUCUCUCUUAUCCUCGAUUCGUGGAAGUCAUGGUGGUGGCAGACAGCCGAAUGCUUGCUUACCAUGGAGCAAACCUGCAGCACUACAUUUUGACAUUAAUGUCCAUAGUUGCAUCUAUAUAUAAAGACCCAAGUAUUGGAAAUUUAAUUAAUAUUGUUAUUGUGAAAUUAGCCAUCAUACAGAAUGAACAGGAUGGGCCUUCCAUAUCCUACAAUGCUCAGACAACACUAAAAAACUUUUGCCAGUGGCAGAAAACCCAAAACCACCCUAAUGAAGAACAUCCGGAUAAGCAUGACACUGCUGUAUUGGUGACAAGACAGGAUAUAUGUAGAGCUCACGACAAAUGUGAUACUUUAGGUCUGGCUGAAUUGGGUACGGUCUGCGAUCCAUACCGGAGCUGUUCAAUUAGUGAAGACAGUGGACUAAGUACUGCUUUUACAAUUGCACAUGAACUUGGCCAUGUAUUUAACAUGCCUCACGAUGACAACAAUAAAUGCAAAGAAGAUGGAGGAAAAAGCCAACAACAUGUUAUGGCUCCUACACUGAGCUACAACACCAACCCCUGGAUGUGGUCAAAAUGUAGCCGGAAAUACAUCACAGAAUUUCUAGACACUGGUUAUGGGGAAUGUUUGCUUGAUGAACCUACAUCAAGAACAUACACUUUGCCUCAACAACUUCCAGGAUACAUAUAUGAUGUCAAUAAGCAGUGCGAGUUAAUUUUUGGGCCCGGAGCUAAGGUUUGCCCCUAUAUGCAGAAGCAGUGCAGAAGACUCUGGUGCAUCAAUGCUGAUGGAGCACAUAAAGGAUGUCGCACGCAACACACACCAUGGGCUGAUGGAACAGAAUGUGGCCUCGGAAAGAGUUGCCUUCUUGUGGUGGUAUUUUCAAGGCCUGACUACCCAAGAGAGCGCAAGGUGAAUGGGGAGGUUCGCCAGCUUCUCACUGUGUCAAAGAGCAGACUCUUCUGUGAACAGACAUCCCUCAUAUACAGCAAGCACUGCAAGUAUGGCCACUGUGUUCCCAGAGAGCGAGAAAUACCUGUGACAGACGGGGCGUGGGGUACAUGGAGUCCCUUUGGAGCUUGCUCACGAACAUGUGGUGGGGGAAUUAAAAAUGCUGUUCGAGAAUGCAACAGGCCUGAACCAAAAAAUGGUGGAAGAUACUGUGUGGGGCGCAGAAUGAAAUUUAAAUCCUGCAACACUGAACCAUGUCCUAAGCAAAAGAAAGAUUUCCGUGAUGAACAAUGUGCAGUGUUUGAUGGGAAGCAUUUUAACAUUAAUGGUCUACCUCCUAAUGUGCGUUGGGUUCCCAAAUAUAGCGGCAUUUUGAUGAAAGAUAGGUGCAAGCUCUUCUGCAGAGUGGCAGGAAACACGGCCUAUUACCAGCUCAGGGACAGGGUUAUUGAUGGCACCCCUUGUGGCCCAGACACAAAUGACAUCUGUGUUCAAGGACUUUGUCGGCAAGCUGGAUGUGAUCAUGUGCUGAAUUCCAAGGCCAGAAGAGAUAAAUGCGGCGUGUGUGGUGGCGAUAAUUCAUCAUGCAAAACUGUUGCAGGGACAUUCAAUACAGUGCACUAUGGUUAUAACACUGUGAUACGCAUACCAGCAGGUGCUACCAAUAUAGAUGUACGGCAGCAUAGUUACUCAGGGAAACCAGAAGAUGACAACUACCUUGCAUUAUCAAGUAAUGAAGGCUUCAUAUUAAAUGGAGAUUAUGUCGUCAGCAUGUUUAAGAAGGAAAUCAAGGUUGGAAAUGCCGUGAUAGAAUAUAGUGGCUCAGACACACCCAUUGAACGAAUCAAUUCUACAUACCGUAUCGAUCAAGAAAUUGUUCUUCAGGUUUUAUCAGUGGGUAAUUUAUAUAACCCUGAUGUUCGAUAUACAUUCAAUAUCCCCAUUGAAGAUAAACCUCAGCAGUUUUUUUGGAAUACCUAUGGCCCUUGGCAGCCCUGCAGUAAACUGUGCCAAGGGGAGCGAAAAAGAAAGCCUAUUUGCACCCGAGAAUCUGACCAGCUCAUGGUGUCUGACCAAAGAUGUGAUCAAAUUCCCCAACCUGUUCCAAUAACUGAGUCAUGUAAUACGAACUGUGAAUUAAGGUGGCAUAUUGCCAGGAAGAGUGAAUGCACUGCACAGUGUGGAUCGGGGUUCCAGAUUUUGGAAAUUUCCUGCACCAAGUACAGCAAGACAGAAGGGAAAAUUGAGAAGUAUGAUGACCAAUACUGCAGUGGCAUCCCCAAACCAAACUCCAGGGAAAAAUGUUCCUCAGACUGUAAUACUGGAGGAUGGCGCUAUUCAACCUGGACAGAAUGCUCUAAGAGCUGUGGUGGUGGUACAAGGAGGCGCCGAGCUGUUUGCAUGAAUACGUUCAAUGACAUCCUGGAGGACAGUAAAUGCAGUCAGCAAGAGAAGGUGACCAUGCAGCGAUGCAAUGAAUUGGCAUGCCCGCAGUGGAAAACUGGUGAUUGGUCAGAAUGCUUGGUAACCUGUGGGAAAGGGCACAAGCACCGGCAAAUCUGGUGCCAGUUUGGAGGAGAACGGCUAAAUGACAGGAUUUGCAAUCUCGAGACGAAACCAGAUGCUGUGCAGAGUUGUCAGCGGCAGGAAUGUGCUGCAUGGCAAGUAGGGCCAUGGGGACAGUGCACUGCAACAUGUGGGCAGGGCUAUCAGAUGAGGGCAGUGAAAUGUGUGGUUGGCGCUUACGUGUCCGUGGUAGAUGAUAAUGAAUGCAAUGCUGCUACCAAACCAACAGACACACAGGACUGUGAAAUAGCACCAUGCCGUCACCACCCAAGCAGCUCAGAAACAAAGCAAAACAGCCACAGAACUCAGUGGAGAUUUGGAUCCUGGACUCCUUGCUCAACUACAUGUGGGAAGGGCACCAGGAUGAGAUACGUCAGCUGUCGUGAUGAUCAAGGCUCUGUGGCUGAUGAGGCUGCCUGCUUUCACCUUCCAAAGCCAUCUGCAACAGAAGUAUGCAUAGUAACACCAUGUGGACAGUGGAAGACUGCCGAAUGGAGCUCGUGCUCCGUAACCUGCGGACAAGGUAAGGUGACCCGGCAAGUAGUCUGCAUAGACUACAGUGACCAGAUCGUUGACAGACGUGAGUGUGAUGCUGAUGAUAUCCCUGCAACAGAGCAAGAUUGUUCUAUGCCAUCAUGUCAACAGAUUAACUCUGAAUAUAACAGGCCAAUCUAUCCCGUCCCUUAUCCGGACUAUCGGCAAAAGGGCGGAAACCCAAACCGAAACCAAGGUCGUGUACAUGCGCAUGACGGCAACCAGUGGAGAACUGGCCCAUGGGGAGCAUGUUCCAGUACAUGCGCUGGUGGAUUCCAGAGGCGGGUUGUGGUAUGCCAGGAUGAAAAUGGAUACACUGCCAGUAACUGUGAAGUGAGAACAAAACCAGAUGAGCAGAGAUCAUGUGAAUCAGGGCCCUGCCCUCAGUGGGCCUAUGGCAGUUGGGGUGAGUGCUCAAAGCCAUGCGGUGGAGGAACCAGAACAAGACUGGUUGUGUGCCAGCAUCCAAAUGGAGAGAGAUUCACUGACAUGAGCUGUGAAAUCCUUGACAAGCCGCCAGACCGCGAGCAGUGCAGCGUGCAGGACUGCCCUCAAGACGUCGCCUGGAGUACUGGUCCUUGGAGCUCGUGUUCUGUGUCUUGUGGACGAGGGCAGAAAUACCGAGAAGUUUAUUGCUUGUCGAAGGAUGGAAAACAUUUAGACAACAGUCUUUGUAAACAGCUGGCCAAACCGAAUGUGCAAAGGAAGUGUAGAGGUGGCAGGUGCCCAAAAUGGAAAGCAGGAGACUGGGGACAGUGUUCUGUGUCCUGUGGGAGAGGAGUUUGGCAGAGAAGUGUCUUCUGCCACCUUGGUUCUCACAAAACCACUAGAGAGAUUGAAUGCAAUCAGUCCAACAGACCAGCUUCAGAACAGGAAUGCCAAAUGACUGAAUGUUCUAUCUACAAUUGGGAAGCAGAGAGUUGGGAAGAUUGCAGCAAAACAUGCGGUGAAGGGUCCAGAUACCGCAAAGUGAUAUGCAGGGACCAAAAUAGGCAAGAAGUUGACAGCCGUCACUGUGAACCAGGCAAGAGGCCACCUGAUGUGGAAACCUGCAACUUGCCGCCAUGUGAAUAUAUUUGGAUCACAGGGGAGUGGUCAGAGUGUUCUGUGACAUGUGGAAAAGGCUACAAGCAAAGGCUGGUCUCCUGCAGUGAAAUUUAUACAGGGAAGGACCACUAUGAAUAUGGGUAUACAAAUGUGGUCAAUUGCCCAGGCACACAACCACCAAAUGUGCAGUCAUGCUAUCUAGGCGAGUGCCCAGUUUUGGCAUCAUGGAGAGUUGGAAAUUGGGGAAGUUGUUCAGUGAGUUGUGGAAUUGGGGUAAUGCACCGGUCAGUUCAAUGCCUUACAAACAAUGACCAAGCAAGCACCUUGUGCCCUGAUGCUUUGAAACCUGUGGAAAGAAGGGCAUGCCACAAUAUUCAUGACUGUGAGUUACCAACAAAUUGCAAAGAAGUAAAAAGGCUCAAAGUCAUCAGUGAAGAUGGAGAAUAUUACCUGAAAGUUAAAGGAAGACUCUUAAAGAUAUAUUGUGCUGGCAUGGAAUCUGACAGACCGAAAGAAUAUGUGACUCUGGUAAAUGGCGAUGCAGAGAAUUUCUCAGAGGUGUACAGCUACAGAUUACAUAACCCAACUGAAUGUCCAUAUAAUGGAAGUAGAAAAGAGGAUUGUCAGUGCAGGAAAGAUUACACAGCAGCUGGGUUUUCCUCCUUCAACAAAGUAAGGCUGGACCUGAACACUAUGCAAAUAAUAACAACUGAUUUACAGUUUGCAGAGACACUUGAUGGACGACCUGUUCCUUACGCCACUGCUGGGGAUUGCUACAGUGCAGCCAAGUGCCCACAGGGUCGUUUUAGCAUCAACCUCUCUGGAACUGGCCUGUUGGUAACACAAACAUCAGAAUGGCUUUCCCAAGGGAAUUAUGCUGUUUCUGAAAUUAUAAAAUCGCCAGAUGGUACCAAAGUAAGAGGGAAAUGUGGUGGCUACUGUGGAAAAUGUACUCCAUCAUCUGGAACUGGUCUUGAUGUCCAGGUGUUGUAGCAAUGGUAUGUUUGUGCGUUUUACUGUUGUACAAGCACAGUAUUUGAAGAUCAGUAGCAACAAUUUGAUAUUCAAUCCAGUAUAUAUUUUCUUGCAAUUAAUUCCCACUCCUUUCAGUAAAUGCAGUCUCAUAGCCCAACACUGUGAUGCAUUCAGCUACCAACUGGCAAGUGGGUUUAUGGUCAAAUUCUAGCAUAUUGACAUAAUUAGGGCUAGCAAAAUAGGACAGGACAACCAAUAUUCCUGUGCAGCCAACCCAGAAGAUAAAAAUGCAAUUUGCUCCGCACUCUCAGAAAGAGGCAGGCAGAUAUCUUCACAGCACAGCAUCCUGGUAAGUGAAAAGCUUCUGUGCUCAAAGGAAAGCUGGUACAACUUUGCACUGUCUGCUUUCUUGUGUGCAGGAAUGCUGCUUUUAUUACAGGUGUGUGCAAUGGCAUUGCCAGGCUCCCAUCAUGCACGAGUCCUUGGGCUUCAUGUACACGGCUGGCUGGAAAUAACCCACACCAAUGAGAACUGCAUGUAUAUAGAUUUCUAAGUGGGAAUACAUCUAUCUAUCUAUCUAUCUAUCUAUCUAUCUAUCUAUUUAUUUUAUUAAAACAUUUCUAUGCCGCCCCAUUCGCCGAAGCCUCAGGGCGGCUCACAACAUAUUUCCACCACUUUGGUGGCUCCGAAGUUUCCCAGGAAUUUGUGGGGAAUAGCUGCCCAAUAUUUUCAAUUCAGUUACCAGUAUACAGCACCCAAAGUAAUUCUUUGAUGGCACCAAGAAUUAUUUUACCCUUGGGAGUGUUACUGUGGGGGCAUAGGGUGUCUUUGAACUGUAUGUCUGUUUUUCUGGUGAAGGAAUGGGCUGGGCCUUCUCUUUUCAGCACAGAAAUUGAGAGAACUCUCCAUUGUGUUUUUGAUUCCCAGGAAUUUUGAAUGCCGGGAGCUGAAGCAAGAUGGAUGAAGGAUAAUGAAGCAAUACCUCUUCCUUCCACUUUUGUACUUCUUCCUGUGUGUGUGCAUCUAAAAGUGUGUGUGCGUGCGUGUGUGCGUGCAUGUAUGUAUAUGUUUGUUUUUAUAUAUAUAUAUAUAUAUGUAUAUUGUAUAUUCUUAAUGUUGUAAAGUAUAAUAUUUAUGUCUGGAAUUAUUUAUUUUUGAUUUAAUAUUUUUGUACGUAAAAUGUUUAUAUUAAGGCUGCUUAUCAUGUUGUGUGUGUAUGUGUGUGUUAAACCUUGCAGUCACACCACUGCAUUUUACGUACUCUACAUUAUAUGUAGCACUAUGACAAAAGUGAUGCUUUUAUUGUCACUGUACUCAAUUGUUUACCUUCGAUCAGUAAUUUUUCUUCUUGUUACAGCCUGCACUGAUCUUUUCAAGGUGCUAAAUGGUUUGCAUCGGGGUAUUUUUGGCAUUUUAGAACUAUCUUUAUCUUCUGAGGAAAAAUGUGAUUGUCAUUUUUUAAAUUCAUACGGCAAUCGGUGCUAUGCAGGGACUCAGUGAACACACGUUAUGAUGACAUGGAUUCUUCAGUAGUUUGCCUUUCAUAUUUUUAAGGGUGCAUGACGUCCUCGUGGCAGUGGCAUCCUAACCACUGGUCUGGUGCUAACAUGGUAGUAUUUAUUAAUCUCCUUUAAGUUGUAAAAACUCAAUCCUGUGCAGCUUUACAUUGCAAUGGGAGAUGAGUAAGUGAAUUUAGGCAAAUGGAGAGUGAGUUCAAACAUUUAGUUUAAGGCAGAAAUUCUUAAGUUGCAUUCCAGGAAAUCCCAGAGUUCCUCAAACGUUCAUGAAGGGUUCCUUACAAGAAAAGAAAAGAAAUGUGCCUGCAGUGCUGUGCUUUAAGUAUGCAGCCUCAGGGAACUGCUGGUAUAUUCCAGGGCAUCCACUCUUGUUGCAGGAGGCAAGAGCAGCUGCUUCUGUUCCUGGGGCACCAACUCCAUCCAAACAAUCUGUGCACCUGAGAAACUCUCCUGGGAACCCUUGGUAAGGCACCAGAGGUCUGCCAUCUUUCAUUGUCACAUAGUUACAUGCCAUCAAGCAUCUUUGGCUUGUGAGGAACCUGCAGAUGAGCAUCCUCCAAAAUGUCCCAUCCCUUACAGCCCUGCUCCGCUCUUGUAAACUCAAGGCUGUGGCUUCCUUUAUGGACUUGAGCCAUCUCAUAUUUGGUCUUCCACAGUUUCUGCCUUGGACUUUGCCUGGCAUUCUCAGCUGAGUGCUAAGGAAAUACUUCCCUGAAGUGAAAGGAUUGAAAUCAUCGGUUUCAGGGAUAGGUGGUGGUAGGCAGUUAGUAGCUAGAAGUAUGCAUCCAGUCUAGCCGAAUCUGUAGUCACAUUGGGCUGCUUGUGCUUUUCCAUAUAUAGAGAACACCAGGGUGUGACGAAAGAGGAGUGGAAUGACUGAUUGGUCUAAUCAUUGGGAAUGAGUGUCUAGGGACUUUUCGAUCACAGGGACUGCAGGGAGGGAUUUGAGGUUUACAGAAUCUUUUGCUCAAGUCUGCUCUCUGUUCCGUUGCUAUUUUGCACUGUCCUUUUAAUAUACAGAUUUAUGUUUAUAGAUUGAUUUGCAAGGACUCCUGAAUUCCCUCAUUCCAUGCAAGAAAGCAGCCAUUCCAUGCAUAAUGGAAUUUUUAAAAAUCACAUAUUGCAAAAUAGGAACUAAAAUAAACCAUGGCCAAACCAUCGCACUCAUUUCUGAUGUGUUGCAGUAGAAAAUGUGGCUGUUUAAAUGUUCCCAUAUUUUGGGUCUCCUUGCUGUAUCACAGUUUGUAUGUCCAUUAUAGAUAGGAUAAAUUUGGGGUAGAAAAUUACCUUCCCCUUUUUUAAAAAAUGUAGAAAUAAAUAGCUUAUGUUUGCUAGAAUGAAUAAUGCACAGUUUCAUUUCCAUGGUAGACAAGUCUUCUGUUCUGUGCUGUAGGUCGUGUUUAGAGGGGGGCACAGUUGCUAGAUUUCAUUCCAAAAAUAAUACAGAAGAACCAGAAUGUUCACCUCUGUAAUACUGAAAUAGGUUGAGGCUCAGGUCUUUUGCCAAACAAACCAGCUGCACAGGUUUUACUGAUGUUACAGGUUGUGCUGAGCACAUGCCUUGGUGUGGAUUAACCUGAAAAAGACAGUUAGCAAGGUUCAGGAGAAUCAAAGCCUUAACUUCAUUGAGAGACCCUGUACCUCGCUGUCUUGCUUAUCUUUCCACAGUAAGCAUAUUUGUCUGCAAGACUUCCAUCUUGCCCUAUUUCUGUUCAUUUCAUACCUCACAAAGUCCCAAGAGACCACUACAUAAUGAGCACAAUUACUUCCACACAACUACCAUUGGAUGGGCAGCUUUUCUGCAGACAAGGUUAGAAUUUCCCUAGCACUACUGAAAACAGUAAAUACAGAAGAUAAAUAGAGUAAGGGUAGGUCAAAUUUAUAAUACAAAUGGAUUUAAAAAGGAAAAACCGCUACCACAUUCAGUGUAUAAUUUUAUCCCACUAUCCUGUAGUUACAAAGCAGCCCAGCAGUUUAGGUCAUGCUUUGUAUUCGCAUCCCAUUUCCUGGUGUUCCCUUUUAAAUGCAUCUGGGGAAGUUCUCUGUUUGGAGAGCUGGUGCCAGUCAGAGUAGACCAUUUUGGUCCAGGUAGACCAGUAGUUUUAGCGUAGAGCAGUUUAUAUAUCUUCAUGCAGAGAUCUCAAGAAGUUUAUAGCUUUCUGUUUCAGGAAAUGCCAUAGUGCAGUAGUAAUGUGCAUGCUUUGCAUACUGAGGAUUUAGGGACCCUUGACUUAACUCCAGCCUUGCACUACUGGAAAUCCCUAGUGUGGCAGCACUUCCACCUUUGCACCUCCUCUCUGCAGCCAUGCUCUGGAUGCUUCCCAGUCCCUCCGAAACACAUGUUGAAGAAGCGCAUGGGUGCUGUGAGAUGGGAGGAGAGGUGGAAGGGGGAUCAUCCUCUUCUCAUCCAUCAGUGGGAUGACACGACUGGAUUCUUAUGUUCACUCCCAUUAUCUAAAUUCACGUCUAUCUAAAGGGUUUUGCUUUUUUGCCCUUCAGAUUAAUUAGGCUGCACUUCAUUUGGCUCCACAGGUAGUCAUGUUAUUCUCUACAUAAGGUCUCUUACCCCACAUCUCACAUGAACUGAAUAAAUUCAUAUCUCAGGCAGACUUAAGAUAUUAAGAAUGUUUUAAACCGAUUAAAAAAUGCUGUAUACUUUUUUUGACAAAAUGCCAAAAAUACCAUUUCAUUCUAUGAAAAACACUAGUAGUUUAAAAAAGUAGUGAUUUUUUUUUUUAAAGUGAUUACCAUUCAUCCUUAAGAAUUAUCUGUAGGGAAAAGGGAAAAUUGCACUAUAAGCAUUAGGACAGAACCAUGGUGCUUAGAAAAUGGCAAUCUGCUUUUUAUUUUCAGUAAUGAAGUGUAUUUAUAUAAAGAAUUAUUAUUAAAAAUCUAUACAUUCCUUUAUACCAGGUAGUAUCACAACGGCCGUCACUAGCUCAAAAAUGAAACCUUAAAAUUAUGAAAUGAAAUGUAAGGACAUUAUUGGUGACUAAUUUUUAAUGUAACUGGUGGGUUGUUUUCCAAAGGAGGGCCACUCAAUGAGUGGACGGUUCUUGUAAAGUACAUAUAUAGUCAUUGUUCUCUUGUACCAGUGCCAUUAUUUUUAUGAAAACAAGUAACUUUUGCAAGC
Molecule: messenger RNA, 12839 nt
Organism: Varanus komodoensis (Komodo dragon)
Lineage: Eukaryota; Metazoa; Chordata; Lepidosauria; Squamata; Varanidae
Gene: ADAMTS9
Product: ADAM metallopeptidase with thrombospondin type 1 motif 9
Exons: 40
Coding region: 2244-8207 (1987 amino acids)
Biological process (GO): proteolysis; extracellular matrix organization
Cellular component (GO): membrane; extracellular matrix
Molecular function (GO): metalloendopeptidase activity; zinc ion binding
Source: RefSeq, a predicted model, not a curated record